Messenger RNA from Xylaria bambusicola, 2638 nucleotides. Its product is annotated as hsp70-like protein. Bases 237 to 2267 code for a protein of 676 amino acids. The record is from RefSeq and is a predicted model, not a curated record. The transcript is spliced from 3 exons. Gene Ontology annotation, cellular component: mitochondrion; cytoplasm. Gene Ontology annotation, molecular function: ATP hydrolysis activity; misfolded protein binding; heat shock protein binding. Lineage: Eukaryota; Fungi; Ascomycota; Sordariomycetes; Xylariales; Xylariaceae. Gene Ontology annotation, biological process: protein refolding; cellular response to unfolded protein.
AUUUCUCUCGCCAUCGUCGCCGCCAUCUUCUCUUCUUCCCAUUCCAUCCCAUCCCACAUCCCUCCGAGGCAUCACUUGCUUAUUCGUCUUACUCCGGCCCUGUCCCCCGGAUCCUAAUCCUUUUUGUAUAAUACCUGCGCCUACCACUUCGUGCCCGCCUGUGGUGUAGCGGUUCCUCACUCAAUCCUUCCGCAGCAGCCGCCUCUAUCUCCAUACAGCCAGUCACAUCUGUCACAAUGUUGGCUUCGCGCUUAUCCAGAGCUCUCCCUCGAGCAGCUUCCACAGCUCCCCGAUGGGCCGCCCCCUUGAGGAAGCCCCUGGGCGCUACAUUCGCUCGAUAUGAGUCUACAGAAGGUAAAGUUCAGGGUGCCGUUAUUGGUAUCGAUUUAGGUACAACAAACUCGGCUGUUGCCAUAAUGGAGGGCAAGACCCCUAGGAUCAUCGAGAACUCGGAAGGUGCUCGAACCACACCUUCAGUUGUCGCUUUCGCACAAGACGGCGAGCGAUUGGUCGGUGUCGCUGCCAAGCGUCAGGCCGUCGUAAACCCAGAAAACACCCUCUUUGCCACCAAGCGAUUGAUAGGCCGAAAGUUCACCGACGCCGAGGUUCAGAGAGAUAUCAAAGAAGUACCAUACAAAAUUGUCCAGCACAGCAAUGGCGAUGCUUGGGUUGAGGCUCGCGGCCAGAAGUACUCACCUUCGCAAAUUGGUGGUUUCGUUUUGAACAAGAUGAAAGAAACCGCUGAGUCAUACUUGAGCAAGCCCGUCAAGAAUGCUGUCGUUACCGUUCCUGCCUACUUCAACGACUCGCAGCGUCAAGCCACCAAGGAUGCCGGUCAAAUUGCCGGUCUUAAUGUCCUUCGUGUUGUCAACGAGCCAACUGCUGCCGCUCUGGCCUACGGUCUUGAGAAGGAGGCUGACCGAGUUGUCGCCGUCUACGAUUUGGGCGGUGGUACUUUCGAUAUCUCUGUUCUAGAAAUCCAGAACGGUGUAUUCGAGGUCAAGUCUACCAAUGGUGAUACACACUUGGGUGGUGAGGACUUCGAUAUUCGCUUGGUGCGCCACCUAGUUCAGCAGUUCAAGACCGAAUCUGGCAUCGAUCUGUCUAGCGACAGGAUGGCUAUUCAGAGAAUCCGUGAGGCUGCUGAAAAGGCUAAGAUUGAGCUUUCAUCCUCUCUUCAGACCGAUAUCAGCUUGCCUUUCAUCACUGCUGAUGCUUCUGGCCCCAAGCACAUUAACACCAAGCUCACCCGCUCUCAACUAGAAAACAUGAUGGACCCCCUCAUCACCAAGACCGUGGAGCCCGUUCGCAAGGCACUGAAGGAUGCCGGCCUCCAGGCCAAGGACAUCCAGGAGGUUAUUCUAGUUGGUGGUAUGACUCGUAUGCCCAAGGUUACAGAGUCCGUCAAGAGCAUCUUUGGCCGUGAGCCUGCCAAAUCAGUUAACCCUGACGAGGCUGUUGCCAUGGGUGCUGCUAUUCAAGGUGCUGUUCUCUCUGGCGAGGUCAAGGACCUUCUUCUUCUCGACGUCACGCCUCUGUCCCUUGGUAUUGAGACUCUAGGUGGCGUCUUCACCCGCUUGAUCAACCGCAACACCACGAUUCCUACCAAGAAGUCUCAAGUGUUCUCUACCGCUGCCGACUUCCAGACUGCUGUCGAGAUUAAGGUCUACCAGGGCGAGCGUGAGCUUGUCAAGGACAACAAGCUCCUCGGCAACUUCCAGCUUGUUGGUAUCCCCCCUGCGCAUCGUGGUGUUCCUCAAGUCGAAGUCACUUUCGAUAUCGAUGCCGACUCUAUUGUCCACGUCCACGCUAAGGACAAGAGCACCAACAAGGACCAGUCGAUCACCAUUGCCUCUGGCUCUGGUCUCUCCGAGUCUGAAAUUGAGCAGAUGGUUCAGGAUUCCGAGAAGUAUGCAGAGUCGGAUAAGGAGCGCAAGAACGCCAUUGAGGCUGCCAACCGCGCUGACAGCGUUUUGAAUGAUACUGAGAAGGCCCUGGGCGAAUAUGCCAGCAAGCUUGACAAGACAGAGGCUGAUGGUAUUCGGGAGAAAAUCAGCUCCCUCCGUGAGUUCGUCUCCCAGAGCCAGUCUGGAGAGAACACUGCCACGGCUGAGGAAAUCAAGGCCAAGGCGGAUGACUUGCAAACGGCCAGCUUGAACCUCUUCGACAAGAUUCACAAGGCUCAGGCUGAGGAAGGUGAGCAGUCGAGCUCAUCAGAAGCCAAGCCCGAUGCAGAAGCCAAGCCUGAGGAUGAGAAGAAGCCGUAAGGUGGCGCUACCAUAUUCUUUGUUUCAAGAAAUGUUUCUAUUAUCAUGUCAAGCGGGGGAGGCUGAGCUUACCGUCCUGUACAUCUAUCUGUACUCAUAUUUGCGAUUUGUUUAUUCCCCGAUUCCCCAUGACGAAGAUCAUGUUCAUCAUGCUACAUUAUAUGCGGCGGCAGGGGCGUUUUGAGAUAAAGGAAAACACACUCGGCCUACAGGUUUUGGCGGGUCAGAGGCUUUUACGGUGCUCUGUGAUGAUGACUUAGCAUAGGAAAUGGUCGGCUCAUCGAAUUCGAGCGCUGUAUAUAACGUGUUUUAUGUAAAGCAACCAAGAAAACUUAAUAACAUCGCCUCUCAAGAGAAUACUUUUGAACACA